CAUCAGCCCCCCGCCGCCGCCGCCGCCGCCACCGCCGGGCCGCGCCGCCCGCCGCCGGCCUCGGCGCUGGGGGAGCUGGAGGCGCUGAACCUGAGCGGGCGGGGGCUGGAGGAGCUGCCCGAGGAGGUGGGCGCCGCCCUGAGUGGGCUGCGGGUGCUGAGCCUGCGGCGCAACCGGCUGUGCCGCCUGCCCGCCGCCGCCCUGCGCCACCUGGGCCGCCUGGCCGAGCUCGACCUGAGCCACAACCGCCUGCGGGGCCUGGGCGAUGGCGGGGCGCUGGCGGGGCUGCGGGGCCUGCGCAAGCUCAGCCUCAGCCACAACGAGCUGGGAGCGGAGGGCACCGGGCUGCCCGCCCGCCUGGCCGAGCUGGGCCGCCUCGAGGAGCUCGACCUCAGCUUCAACCGCCUGCGGCGCCUGCCCGAGGGCCUGGGGCGCCUGCGGCACCUCCGCGCCCUCGACGUGGACCACAACCAGCUGCCCUCCUUCCCCGCGCCGCUCCUGGAGCUCGCCGCCCUGGAGGAGCUCGACUGCUCCGGGAACCGCCACCUCGGGGCCCUGCCCGAGGGCAUCGCUGCCCUGCGCCGCCUCAAGAUCCUCUGGCUGAGCGGCACGGGGCUGGCGGCCCUGCCCGAGGGUCUCUGCCAGCUGGGCGCCCUCGAGAGCCUCAUGCUGGACGGCAACCAGCUGCGGGCGCUGCCCGCCGGCUUUGGCGGCCUGCAGCGGCUCAAGAUGCUGAACCUUUCCUCCAACCUGCUGGGGGAGUUCCCUGCUGCCAUCUUGGCGCUGCCAGGGCUGGAGGAGCUCUACCUGAGCCGCAACCAGCUCACUGUACUGCCUUCUCACCUCUGCCAGCUCCGCCAGCUGCGCACCCUCUGGCUGGACAACAACCGCAUCCGCUACCUACCUGACUCCAUCGUGCUCCUCCACAGCCUGGAGGAGCUGGUCCUGCAAGGCAACCAGAUUGCCAUCCUGCCCGAGGGCUUUGGGCAGCUCUCCCGUGUCACCCUGUGGAAAAUCAAAGACAAUCCCCUCAUCCAGCCUCCCUACGAGGUCUGUAUGAAGGGCAUCCCCUACAUCGCAGCCUACCAGCAGGAGCUGGCCCACUCCCAGCCUGCCCUCAAGCCCCGCCUCAAGCUGGUCCUCAUGGGCCUAAAGGAUGCGGGCAAGACCCUGCUGAGGCGAUGCCUCAUGGAGGAGGAUGGGCAGAAGGACUUGGGGAGCCUGGAUGCAGGCAACACCCAGCCCAGAGGUUGUCCCGGGCAGCAGCAGGACGCUGGGACAGUGCCAGCUGUGUGCUGCCCCUUCCUGGAGGACGCUUCCCAGCAGGACGUUCCUUCUCAUGUUCCCUCCCACCGAGGGAAAGGAGAAACACCGUGCCCUGCACCGUCGCUGGAUGCCUCCCAGGUACCGUCAGGACUGGGAUUGUCAGGCAGCAAGGGCAUCGAGGUGAUGGACUGGACAGCGGAUGCGGAGAGGGGCCUGACGUUCAUUGUGUACGAGCUGGCGGGAGACCCGAGCUAUGACGUGAUCCAGUCUUUCUUCCUGUCUCCUGGAGCCUUGUACGUGCUGGUGGUGAAUUUGAGUGCCUAUGUCCCUCAGCACUUCUACCCCUCUGUGGGCUAUUUCUUGCACUGGCUCGGUUCCAAGGUGCCCCACGCCGUGGUGUGUAUGGUGGGAACCCAUGCGGACCUCUGUGCGGAGCGGGAGCUGGAGGAGAAGUGCCUGGACAUCCAUCACCAGAUCGCUCAGCAGGAGAAGAGGGAUGCUGAGGGCCUCCAGAGCUUGGUCCAGCAGGUGGAUGAGGCUCUGGGACAGGACUUUGACCUGCGCUGCUCCAGUCCUCACACUGCCUUUUAUGGGGUCUCGGACAAGAACUUGAGGCGAAAAAAAGCUCAGUUCCAGUACCUUCUCAACCACCGCCCGCAGAUCCUCUCCCCUGUGCUGCCUUUCAGCUGCCGGGACCGCUGCCAGGUGCGUCGCCUGCGGGACAAGCUCCUCUCGGUGGCCGAGCACCGCGAUAUCUUCCCAAACCUGCACCGGGUCUUGCCCAAAUCCUGGCAAGUGCUGGAGGAGCUGCACUUCCAGCCGCAGGCUCAGCAGCUGUGGCUUAGCUGGUGGGACUCUGCCCGGUUGGGCUUGCAGGCGGGCCUGACAGAGGAUCGGCUCCAGAGUGCCCUGUCCUACCUGCACGAGAGCGGGAAGCUGCUCUACUUUGAGGAGCACCUCACGUUGCGGGAGUACGUGUUCCACAACCUGCCCCGGCUUAUUGACAUCCUCAAUGUCUUCUGCCAGCAGGAUGCCACCGUGCUGCUCCAGAAACUGCUCAGUGACACCCACAUCGACGAGCUGAGGGCCACUCAGCUCCAUCACUACGUGGAGGGCUUCUUGCUGCAUGGCCUCCUCCCCGCCCACGUUAUCCGCCUCCUCCUUAAGCCCCACGUCCAGAGCCGGGAGGAUCUGCAGCUCAUCCUGGAGCUGCUGGAGAAGAUGGGGCUCUGCUACUGUGUCAACAAACCCAAGUGCAAGCCCCUGAACGGUGCUGCUGCUUGGUACAAGUUCCCCUGCUACGUGAAAAACGAGGUGCCCCACGCAGAGGCGUGGAUCAACGGCGCCAACCUGAGCGGCCAGUCGUUUGUGGUCGAGCAGCUGCAGAUCGAGUACAGCUUUCCGUUCAUUUUCCCGCCCGGCUUGUUUGCACGCUACAGCGUUCAGAUCAACAGCCACGUGGUUCAGCGGUCGGAUGGCAAGUACCAGAUCUAUGCCUACCGGGGAAAGGUGCCUGUGGUGGUGAGCUACCGGCCUGCCAGGGGGGCUCUACAGCCGGACACUCUGUCUAUUGCUAGCCACGCGUCCCUACCAAAUAUCUGGACGGCUUGGCAAGCUAUUACCCCGUUAGUGGAAGAACUGAAUGUCCUGCUCCAAGAGUGGCCGGGCCUGUACUACACUGUGCACGUCCUCUGUUCAAAGUGCCUUAAAAGAGGGUCACCAAACCCACACACUUUUCCAGGUAAGGCGAAACCCCUCUUCCCUGUCACCUCUUCUGGUUCUUUGCCCCUUCUUCGAGGGAUUUUCGUGCUGUUAAUCUGAGCUUGCUUUAAUUUUAUUCUUCUUAACCUCCUCUUCUCUAGCUCCCUUUCCUGGUGACUUGAGUCAUAAGAGAAAAUAUUAGGGUAGCUCCAAGGAGACAGGCUUAAAAUAACCCUAUUCUGAGAUGAGGGGGGUGCCACGUCCCCCUCUGGCCAGGUCUUUUCUCUC
Messenger RNA from Oxyura jamaicensis (ruddy duck), 3255 nucleotides. It is a transcript of the gene MFHAS1, whose product is annotated as malignant fibrous histiocytoma amplified sequence 1. The transcript is spliced from 2 exons. Gene Ontology annotation, molecular function: protein binding. NCBI's taxonomy places the organism in Eukaryota, Metazoa, Chordata, Aves, Anseriformes, Anatidae. The annotation marks the transcript as partial. The record is from RefSeq and is a predicted model, not a curated record.